AUGGGACCAAGCGUCGAUGGACCAGCUCCAUACGGAUCGGGAACAGCCACCAACUGGGACACUUUGAGUCUCAGUGAGAUGGUGCCAAGCGAGAUCCAGCACGCCCUCAACGUUGCCGAUAGCCAGAGGGCGACCGCACCAUCGCCGGACCUCGUCAACCAACUUGUGCAGUCGGACUUGCCGUUCCCCACACACUCCCCCGGCAACGUCCGCCUCGUCCCCACAGCAUACAACUUUGUGAAGGGUGGCGGCCUGGACAUGGUGGCGCUGCUCAUCCUCCUCGCCAUUGUCGAAUGCCAAGCUCCGGACGGCGAGGAUACCAGACCCAUUGCUGGAAUCCUCUGUCGACUCGCGCCGAUCCACCAAGCUGCCUGCAACCGGCUGGGCAUUGGCGAUCAAAACAAGGCUACCGCUCGCGACACUCUCACGGCAUUCGAGGCAUGGCUCUACGGCCCCACCGCCACCUCGGCUGACGAGCCAUAG
Vanrija pseudolonga is the source of this 483-nucleotide messenger RNA. RefSeq lists its product as uncharacterized. The transcript is spliced from 2 exons. The record is from RefSeq and is a predicted model, not a curated record. NCBI's taxonomy places the organism in Eukaryota, Fungi, Basidiomycota, Tremellomycetes, Trichosporonales, Trichosporonaceae. The coding region runs from base 1 to 483 and encodes 160 amino acids.